GCUUCGACAUAUACCAGUCCCCAGUGAGAUUCUCAGAGAGAGAGAGAGAGAGGGUUUUAGAGAGAGAAAGGUCGGACCUUUGGUGGAUCUAGAAUUCAGAUUUCUGCGGAAGCCAUGGCGAGAGGACCUCUCGCUCUUCACCGGUGGAUCUCUUUGAGUCUGAGUCUUUUUGUCUUGUUCUUCGUCCAUGCUGCUCACUGCUUCUACCUCCCUGGUGUCGCUCCCCAAGAUUUCAAAAAUGGGGAUGAUUUGAAGGUGAAAGUGAACAAAUUGACGUCUAUCAAAACCCAACUUCCUUAUUCCUACUAUUCCCUUCCUUAUUGUCGUCCUGGAAAAAUAGUUGACAGUGCUGAAAAUCUUGGGGAAGUUCUUCGUGGUGAUCGCAUUGAAAACUCUCCUUAUGCAUUUAAAAUGAGAGAACCCAAGAUGUGCAAUAUUGUAUGUCAUACAACUCUUGAUGCGAAAACUGCCAAGGAGUUCAAGGAAAAGAUAGAUGAUGAGUAUCGGGUGAACAUGAUUUUGGAUAAUCUUCCUCUGGUUGUUCCUAUAAGAAGGCCUGAUCAGGAAAAUUCAAUAGUUUAUCAACAUGGAUUCCAUGUGGGUCUCAGAGGACAAUAUGCAGGGAGCAAGGAAGAAAAGCAUUUUAUCCACAAUCACUUAAUAUUUACAGUCAAAUAUCACAAAGAUCCAGUGACAGACCUAUCAAGGAUUGUUGGGUUUGAAGUCAAACCAUUUAGUAUCAAACAUGAAUAUGACGGUCAAUGGAAAGAGGAACAAACCCGUUUAAAAACCUGUGAUCCCCAUGCAAAGCGCACAGUUACCAACUCUGAAUCCCCUCAAGAGGUUGAAGCUAAGAAGGAAAUUAUAUUUACAUAUGAUGUGGAAUUCCAGGAGAGUGAUGUGAAAUGGGCAUCUCGGUGGGAUACCUAUCUCCUGAUGGCUGAUGAUCAGAUUCACUGGUUCUCAAUUGUUAAUUCUUUGAUGAUUGUUCUUUUCCUCUCGGGCAUGGUAGCUAUGAUCAUGUUGCGGACACUUUACCGGGAUAUCUCCAAGUACAACCAAUUAGAGACCCAAGAAGAAGCCCAAGAAGAGACAGGCUGGAAACUAGUGCAUGGGGAUGUUUUCAGGCCUCCAUCAAACUCAGACUUACUCUGUAUUUAUGUUGGGACAGGAGUUCAGUUUUUUGGUAUGAUUCUUGUGACUAUGAUCUUUGCCGUCCUUGGAUUCCUCUCCCCCUCAAACAGAGGUGGUUUGAUGACAGCUAUGCUCCUACUCUGGGUCUUUAUGGGAAUAUUUGCUGGAUACUCAUCUGUCCGUCUCUAUAAGAUGUUCAAGGGAACAGAAUGGAAGAAAAUUACUCUCAAAACAGCUGUCACAUUUCCCGCAACUGUCUUUGCCAUUUUUUUCGUCUUGAAUGCUAUAAUUUGGGGGCAGAAGUCUUCUGGGGCAGUGCCAUUUGGAACCAUGUUUGCUCUGGUUGUUUUGUGGUUUGGCAUCUCAGUUCCACUUGUUUUUGUGGGUAGUUAUGUUGGUUUUAAGAAGCCUGCAAUUGAGGAUCCUGUGAAAACUAAUAAGAUCCCUAGGCAGAUCCCAGAACAGGCCUGGUACAUGAACCCAGCAUUCUCUAUCCUGAUUGGAGGCAUACUCCCCUUUGGUGCUGUCUUUAUUGAACUAUUUUUCAUCCUCACUUCAAUAUGGUUGCAGCAGUUUUAUUACAUAUUUGGUUUCCUCUUCAUUGUCUUCGUCAUCCUUAUUGUCACUUGUGCCGAGAUUACAAUUGUACUGUGCUACUUUCAGCUGUGCAGUGAGGACUACCUUUGGUGGUGGAGGUCGUAUUUGACUUCAGGUUCUUCAGCACUCUACCUUUUCCUCUAUGCUGCCUUCUACUUCUUUACUAAGCUUGAGAUCACUAAGCCAGUGUCUGGGAUCCUGUACUUCGGCUACAUGCUGAUCGCUUCAUAUGCUUUCUUCGUGCUGACUGGUACAAUUGGUUUCUAUGCCUGCUUCUGGUUCACAAGGCUCAUCUACUCAUCAGUGAAGAUUGAUUAGUUAAUUUUUGCCAAGUGAGGGACUUCCUGUUUGGUACCAGUGGACACGCAGAGUUUUACAUGGGAUGAAAACGUCGGAGAACUUACCAUUUGGGUUCAGUUUUUUGAAUUUUAAUUCAUAGAAAAUGUUAUUAUUCUUAGUCUUCUCUAUACAGGUUCUUUCUCUCUCUCCCCCCAAGGCCCGACUUUGUUUCUUUUUGUUUUUUGUUUUGUAUGAGACAUUUGAGGGAAUUGUUAAGCAACUACUUGUCCAAAUGCCUAUUUAAGAACGUUGGGGUUCUUGCGUC
Messenger RNA from Juglans microcarpa x Juglans regia, 2335 nucleotides. RefSeq names its product transmembrane 9 superfamily member 8-like. Gene Ontology annotation, biological process: protein localization to membrane. Lineage: Eukaryota; Viridiplantae; Streptophyta; Magnoliopsida; Fagales; Juglandaceae. Gene Ontology annotation, cellular component: membrane. The record is from RefSeq and is a predicted model, not a curated record. The coding region runs from base 115 to 2049 and encodes 644 amino acids. The transcript is spliced from 7 exons.